AAGGGACCAGACGUUAGCGACCAACGCUCCAAAACGGAAGAGUUGAUAUACACCAUUACGUGUUAUUGAACGUCGAAAUAAACCCCAAUUGAAUACGACAGAGCGGAAACAGGAACGGAGGAACUACCUCCCAAACGACAAUGAAGGGUUUAGACUGGACAAUGCAGUCCUGGGUCGUCGUCUGGCUCCUCAUUGCCUAUCCAAUGAGUGGCUUCGGUCAAACCAACGAUGCACACACCUGUACAAAAUCAGUGAAGAAGACAGCAACAAAAGACGAACUUUGCUCCAACUUUUUGGACAUGACACUCAACACAUCUGGUACACAGCAGUAUUCGUACACCCUGAAGCCAGGGACAACACCCGUUGACAUAACCAGACUUAUAACUGAUAAUGACCAGACAGAGAUGUGUACAUAUGAAAGGUCAUACGAAGAAACUAUUACGGGUUGCUGUGACGGUUGGAAAGGGGACAAUUGUGAUGAGCCCAAAUGCGAUCCCAAAUGUUACAAUAACGGUCAAUGUGUUAACCCGUACAUUUGCCAGUGUAAUGCAGACUAUGCCGGUAACCUGUGCGAGGACAACAUAGAAAAUUACGACUACGACCAGGAAAAACAAUACUGCUAUGGAUCCAAUACCUGUCAUGGUUAUAAAGCUGUCGGCUUUGAUCAAGAUCCUGUGACAAAGGAAAAGUGUUGUCAGAGUGGUGGGCAUGGAUGGGGUGCACCCGAUAGACGAUGUGACGACUGUUCAGCCAAUACACAGGACAUUGAGCAGAAACACGACGUUGGGUUCCGCACUUGUUUAAGUUACGGCCGAAACUACUUUAGAACAUUUGACGGCAAACAAUUUACUUUUGGCAGCAACUGUAAACAUGUUCUUGCUAGAGCAACAAACAAAUGGCAUGUGAUUAUGCACCACAUCAACUGUGAAAAAUCUACAACUUGCAAGAAGAAAUUGGUUCUCUCUGAAAACAGCGGCAAUCAGAUUGAAGUAGUAGGCGGUAUUGUCACGGCAAAUGGAGAAAUCAUCCAAAUGCAAGAACAAGUCCCUAGUUUUAGCCCCGGACAAGCCUUCACUGUCCUGAAAAACGGAGACUGGGUUAUGAUAUCGGCAGAGAAGUCAGGACUGAGACUGAAAGUGAAUGCGAAACAUACUGUAUAUGUUACACUUGACAACAGCAAUGCCAAGUUAUCAGGGAAGAUCGAGGGAUUAUGUGGAAAUUCCAAUGCUGAUACUUCAGACGAUUUCGUCACACAGUCGGGCGACAAAACGAUUAACCCUACUUUUUUUGGAAACUCCUGGAUAUAUGAUGACGACAAGUGCCCUCGUUCGGGAUCAGUCCCAAACUAUUGCAAAGACGAUGAGAGUAUAUUACGUGCUACGGAGGCAUGUGGACUAAUGAGAUCGAGUAUAUUUGCUGAUUGUAGAGCAAAAAUGAGCUACUUAUCUUGGUAUCAAAUGUGCAUGAACGAAUACUGUCAAGCCGAUACCGACCAGAAAGAAACACUUCGAUGCGACCAACUGGAAAUGUUCGCUCACGAGUGUUCUCAGCACGGGUCGGUUACACUCUGGAGGAGCCAAACUGUGUGUCCAAAAUCGUGCCCUUCUGGUUUCAUAUAUACCGAAUGUGGUUCGUUCUGUCCGCGCACCUGCAACAACGUAUUCGUUGAAGUUUCCGAUUCAUGUUCGAAGGAGACAACAGAGUGUGUAUCUGGAUGCGAAUGUCCACGUAACAAAGUACUCCAAGAUGGCAAUUGUGUUUCACUCAGCGAAUGUAAAUGUCAAUACAAUCGAAGGACAUACGAACCCAGUGAAACCAUAAAAGUAGACUGCAAUUCCUGCACAUGCAAUCUUGGUAAGUGGACAUGCACGGAACAUGAGUGUUCCCGAAUUGCGAGAAUGAACGGUCUCAAUCACAUAACUACAUUUGAUGGGAAGCACUAUAGCUUAGAGCCAUCCUCGUGUUCCUACGUUUUUAUUGAGCCAAGAAAUUCAAACGGAGAUAGCAGAACCGAUUUAACCGUGAAUGUAAAAUUCGACUCGUGCCCAACUACGAGCACUGUUUACGACCGAAACUGUAUGGCGUCAGUGUCUCUUAAAUACAAAUCGACCAAAGUAAACAUACGAGGGAAGGAAAUAUUUGUAAAUGGUAAAGCUUUAAAUCCAAAACGAGGAUCGGAUAAGUUCGUCUCACCAGACCUGAUCAUCAAACAGGCAACAACGAGCGUUAUUAUGGUCCGGGGAUAUGGAUUCCAACUUUUCUAUGAUGGCCAACAAAACCUGUACGUGCUUCUUGAUCGUGUAUUUAACAACCAGGUACUUGGAUUAUUCGGAAAUUUUGAUGAUACUUCUUCAAAUGAUUUUGAAACAAAAAGUGGAAACAUCGAGCCAAAAAGUCAUGAUUUUGCACAUGAAUACAAAAACUGUUUGGAUCCAUCAAAGGAAUACAACCAUCAAUGUCUAGAUCCAGUAAAGAUAAAAGAAGCAGAAAAUAUGUGCGGGCCACUUCUUAGUCACCCCUUGUUCAGUGAAUGCGUCGAAUAUGUCGGUUUGAAUCUUUUUUACAAAUAUUGUAUGGAGGACUACUGUUCAAGUAAGACCCAGGACUGUAACAACACAGUGUGUGCUAUUACAGCAGCGAUGUCCUUGGCUUGUACACACAUUGGAGACAACAGCGCAGUCGACUGGCUUUCUGAUCCAACAUGGUCUGACAUGUGUGCUGGAUAUGAUGUGUGCCAAGGGGGCAGCGUCUACACCACUUGCGCCAGUAUAUGCCAGGGAUCCUGUCGUGAUGUACAAGUCAAUGAUGUUUCCUGCAAGGAAAUUUGUAUGCCGGGAUGUAAAUGUCCAAGCGAUCAACUUUGGAGUGAUAAGAAUAACAUGUGCGUUGGAAUCGAGGAGUGUGAUUGUUAUGACGAGUAUACGAACUCAUUCAAAGAUGCACAUUCAAUAAAUCCCCAAGGCUGCACAAACUGUACCUGUGAAAAUGCUACUUGGGUGUGUGACAAUCCCGACUGUGUUGUUGGCAUAACCUGUCCUAAAAACCAGAUCUACAGAACAAGCAUCACUGGUUGCGAACCCACUUGUGAAACUUUGGACCGUUACAUAUCGUGUACUAACGAAAUAAGAUAUGAUGGAUGUGCCUGCCCGGAUGAUAUGUACCGAACCCCAAAUGGAACUUGUGUAGUGAAAGGAGAAUGUCCAUGUUCUCGAUUCGGUGAAUACUUUAAUCCAGGUGAUGUCUUCGAGGAAUCCUGCAAGACUUACCGCUGUGUAAACAGGCACUGGGAUGUCAUAGCGAAACAGGACUGCCCAGCUGUGUGUUGGGCAUCAGGAGAUCCCCAUUACAAUACUUUUGACGGCUCCCACUAUCCGUUCCAAGGCGAUUGUGCAUACACAUUGGCUAAAGAGCAAAAUGGCAAAACAUUUGACAUAAGUGCAGAAAAUGUUGAGUGUGGAAGCAGUGGGGUAACCUGUACUAAAUCUGUAAUAGUGACGUUGCAAGGUGGAUUAAAGAUUUCGAUGGUCAGAGGAUCCCGCGUAAAAGUUGGUGAUACAUAUGUAAACGGUAUUCGCCACAAGGUAUCCGGUGUUGAUGUUACAAUAGAGGCUCCCUGGGUCCGUGUAACGAUUAUCAAUGAAGACAUUUCCGUUCUGUGGGACAAUGGCACAAGAGUGUACAUUUUCCUUGGCUCCAAAUGGCGGGGUAAAGUGGAAGGCCUUUGUGGAAAUUAUGAUGGGAUCGAUAAUAAUGACUUUCAAUCUCAGACUGGAAUGAAUGACAAUCAGGACAUCAAUUUAUUCGCUAACUCGUGGAAAAGAAGUACAACCUGUGCAGACGUAACAGGCCACCCAUCAGAAUCCAGCCCUUGUCAGGGUAGCCAGAGUAUUCGUGCUGAUUGGGCCAAAAGAUCUUGCGGAAUAAUUACUGAAGGUGAAAUAUUCGCUAAAUGUCGCCAACAACCUACAAUACAGGCAGAGGAAAUGUAUCAGGAUUGUUUGACUGACGCAUGCAGCUGUGAUAAAGGUGGAGACUGCGAGUGUCUGUGUACAGCGAUCGCCAAUUUCGCGGAAGCGUGUAACGCGAUGGGCGUACAUGUUAAAUGGAGAACACCACACUUCUGUCCUAUCAUGUGUGAAGGAGGUAGGCGUUACACACCUUGUCGUUCUCCAUGUCAACAAACAUGUGCAAACAUUGGUAACGAACCGGAACCGUACUGUAAUGAUACACAAUGUGUAGAAGGAUGCAGCUGCCCAGAUGGUUACGUGGAAGACGACGAUGGCUGUAAACCCGCCGACACAUGUCCGUGUUAUUAUCAGGGUUUGGAAUUCGAAACAGGAUCCGUUAUAACUCACGAUUGUAUGACAUGUACGUGCCUUUCGGGAUCGUUCCAGUGUAGGGGUGCAAGCUGUAAGCCUAACUGCACAGCGGAUGAAUACACCUGUUCUAACGGAAAAUGCAUUUCAAAUAUUUACAAAUGUGACAACAUUCAUGAUUGUGAUGAUGGAUCUGAUGAAAUGAAUUGCACGUGUAGUGUUGGUGAAUUCCGAUGCGGCAGUGGGCAAUGUAUAAAUGCAACUGAGGUAUGUGACAGCAUGACUGACUGUUUGGAUUCAACCGAUGAAUUUAACUGCACAUAUGCCUGUAAAGACAGAGUCAACACCUUUCAGUGUUUGGAUGGAAACUGCCUUCCCAUUACGUUUCGUUGUGAUGAGGCAAAUGACUGUGAUGACGGAUCAGAUGAAGUUAACUGCACAACCUGUGAAUCGCCAAACGAAUUCCAAUGUACAAAAAGUAGGAGUUGCCUUCCGCCGGCUCUGUUGUGCGAUCAUCACGAUGACUGUGGGGACGCUGAGGAUGAAAUUGGAUGCACUACCGGAACGACAAUUUCUACCUCAACUAUUACAACACCAAAAUAUGCGACAACGACAACACAGACGACAACGUCACCUGUCACCUCGACGUCACCUAGCACGACGCCGUCAUAUACCACAACGACAUCAUCUGCCGCGACAUCACGCACCACAACGCCGUUACCUACCACAAUAACGACACUAAGCACGACGCCGUCACCUACCACAACGCCGUCACCUACCACAACACCGUCAUCCAGCACGACGCCGUCUUAUACCACACCGACAUCAUCUACAACGACACCGCACUCCACAUCGCCGUCACCUACCACAACGCCGUCAUCCAGCACGACGCCGUCAUAUACCACACCGACAUCAUCUACCACGACACCGCCCACUACAACGCCGAUACUUACCACAACGACGUCACCUACCACUACGCCGUCAUAUACCACACCUACAUCAUCUACCACGACACCGCCCACCACAACGACGUCACCUACCACAACGUCGUCAUCCAGCACGACGCCGUCAUAUACCGCACCGACAUCAUCUACCACAACGACGUCACCUACCACAACGAGGUCACCUUUCACUACUAGUCCGACGCAUACAGCGACUACGACAGCAAGCACACCAUCAAUUCCAACGGAAGAAUCUACAACGUCAUCAACUACCACGUCGCCGUUACCUACCACAACAUCGCCACCAAUAAGUACAAGUCCGACGCAUACUACGACUACGCCACCAGAAUGUUACGUCAAAACUAUCUCUGUUGAAAAUCCGGAAAUAGUUACCGUGAAAUCUAUCAACGGAAGGAUAGAAGGACUUGACUUUUCUCCAAAUCAGCAGCGUGCAGUAGUUACCUAUGAAAUCACAGCUAGUACAGGCGAGGUUGCAUUUUUGCGAUUCAAGGCCAAUGCUUUGCAAUUGGAAAAUAUGAAGCUCGCUGUAUUUGACGAAAACAACAACAUUCGCUCUCCUCUCUAUGACCAUGAGGUUGACGGACUUCCUGCAGAUAAUGCCACAAUAAAUGAGGAUCUGAAAAAUACAACUGGUGUAAAGUUGAGGGUUACUAUAUAUUCUAAUACUUACAAUACCCCUCAACUAGUAUUCCAGCAAAUCGAAUAUUGUGAAGGAGGACGAGCAACCACGCCAUCGAUGACACCAUCAAUUCCAACAGAAGAAUCAACAACGUCAUCAGCUACCACUACGACGCCACCUACCACAACGACUACAACGACUACAACCACAACACCUAUUCCAACCGCUACAUCAGUUUCAACAUUUACACCCACUUCAACCAUCACACCGACUUCAUCGACAACGCCCACUAAAACCACUACACCAGCUGAAACAACUUCAACAACUUCGCUCUCUACAACCACAACGACUACAACGACUACCACUACCCCGCCAACACGGACUUCAACGACAGCAAGCACACCAUCAAUUCCAACGGAAGAAUCUACAACGUCAUCAACUACCACGUCGCCGUUACCUACCACAACAUCGCCACCAAUAAGUACAAGUCCGACGCAUACUACGACUACGCCACCAGAAUGUUACGUCAAAACUAUCUCUGUUGAAAAUCCGGAAAUAGUUACCGUGAAAACUAUCAACGGAAGCGUAAAAGGACUUGACUUUUCUCCAAAUCAGCAGCGCGCAGUAGUUACCUAUGAAAUCACAGCUAGUACAGGCGAGGUUGCAUUUUUGCGAUUCAAGGCCAAUGCAUUGCAAUUGGAAAAUAUGGAGCUCGCUGUAUUAGACGAAAACAACAACAUUCGCUCUCCUCUCUAUGACCAUCAGGUUGACGGACUUCCUGCAGAUAAUGCCACAAUAAAUGAGGAUCUGAAAAAUACAACUGGUGUAAAGUUGAGGGUUACUAUAUAUUCAAAUACUUACAAUACCCCUCAACUAGUAUUCCAGCAAAUCGAAUAUUGUGAAGGAGGACGAGCAACCACGCCAUCGAUGACACCAUCAAUUCCAACAGAAGAAUCAACAACGUCAUCAGCUACCACUACGACGCCACCUACCACAACGACUACAACGACUACAACCACAACACCUAUUCCAACCGCUACAUCAGUUUCAACAUUUACACCCACUUCAACCAUCACACCGACUUCAUCGACAACGCCCACUAAAACCACUACACCAGCUGAAACAACUUCAACAACUUCGCCCUCUACAACCACAACGACUACAACGACUACCACUACCCCGCCAACACGGACUUCAACGAUAGCAAGCACACCAUCAAUUCCAACGGAAGAAUCUACAACGUCAUCAACUACCACGUCGCCGUUACCUACCACAACAUCGCCACCAAUAAGUACAAGUCCGACGCAUACUACGACUACGCCACCAGAAUGUUACGUCAAAACUAUCUCUGUUGAAAAUCCGGAAAUAGUUACCGUAAAAACUAUCAACGGAAGCGUAAAAGGACUUGACUUUUCUCCAAAUCAGCAGCGCGCAGUAGUUACCUAUGAAAUCACAGCUAGUACAGGCGAGGUUGCAUUUUUGCGAUUCAAGGCCAAUGCAUUGCAAUUGGAAAAUAUGGAGCUCGCUGUUUUAGACGAAAACAACAACAUUCGCUCUCCUCUCUAUGACCAUCAGGUUGACGGACUUCCUGCAGAUAAUGCCACCAUAAAUGAGGAUCUGAAAAAUACAACUGGUGUAAAGUUGAGGGUUACUAUAUAUUCUAAUACUUACAAUACCCCUCAACUAGUAUUCCAGCAAAUCGAAUAUUGUGAAGGAGGACGAGUGACUACUGAAUCCAUUGGAUCAUCCACCGUUCCUGCAACGACUUCAAGCUUGUCUUCGUUACAUACUACAGUGUCUACACCUCCUAGUACAAUAACAACAAAAAUGUCAGGUAAGUUAAUGAUUCGAUUUUUUUUCAGAAGGCGCACAUCAUUAUGACUAUGAAUAUGGUGUUUGGUAAGUGUUAUUUUACCAAUGGUUUUAUUUCUAACAUACGAAUAUAUAUUAAACAAGUUGGCAUGUUGAAAGGACUGAUUUAGCAUUUAAUAUUUGACAAAUAAGAAAUCUCAAAAUGCUAUUUGAAUGCGAGGUUUAUUUCGACCCUUUAUUUGUAUAAAAAAUGCUGUUUAAAGCAUCAUCAUAUGCAAAGAUCGUCCUUUCCAUUUCAUCGUUUAAGUUUUAGUAAUUACUUAUUUUCAGAGUCAACGAUUCGGUUUGUAUAAGAUAAAAGUGUUUUUCUUUCAGUGAUUAUAACACGCAUUGAAUAAACAAACGACAACCUUUGUUUAAGCUCACAUAUCAUGCUGUCACCAUUUAGAAAGUUCAGUGUAACCGACAACCCGGAAAGAAAAGAAGCAAUGACGUGUCGGCGUUGUCAAUGGUAUUAAACAUAAUAAACGGUAGGUUUGAAUCGCUAAUAGUAUUGCAUUUUUUUUCAGCUAAUGUACAUGUUGUUAUGAUAUUGUUUAUCGUCAUUUUGGAAGGGAUUACCGUGACGGUGCAAAGAAAGAACGAUACUUUACAAGACGGUAAGAAAUAUACGAUCAUGUAUUAACAUUUAUUUAUCGUUUUUAAUUCUUUCCCUUUAUUUAGCUUUGUUUGAAAUUCAAUGGUUUUGCUUUUAUCUUGAAGAUAUUUCAAAUAAUAAUUAACUUGCACCACCCCACCAAAAUAAUUUUGUUUCAAAUAAGGAUUGUUAAGAAUUGUGCUUCAUCUGCUUUAUGACCCGAGAAAAAGUGUAAUAUUUUAUGGAAUUGACUUUUUCAUUGCCAAAUCAAAUAAUUUCAUCAUCAUCAUCAUCAUCAUCAUCAUUUAUGUAUUUCUGUUAACAUUGUUAAACGGAAACACAGUCAUUUGCGCCUUUACAAGAAGUCUUCCCGGCAAAUGUGUGGGUUUACAGAGCGGUAAGUAUGACUCCAUAUGCAAUUUCAGUGUUUGUCAUAUUGUUAUCUGGUAUAGCGAUAUCGUUUAAAGACUUUAUAUUUAUAGUGUGAAUUGCAUGUUUGACCAAAAGUAUUACACUCAAAAUAGACUACAAUGACACAUAAUACAAAUUACAGAAACAUUCAUUAUCCACAUCUCUGAAUGAUCAAUAGCAAAACAGAUAUGCAACUCUUAUUAAAAAAAAUCAAAAAAAUCUUAAGCAUUAAUGCAUCUGUGUUCAUAAAUAUAUGAAGAUGCAAUCAUGUAAAUUAACUUUGUAUUUGGUACCUGCAAAGAAGCCCUCUUCGAACGGAGCUGGAUGAAACAAUCUAAAUUAUGGUAAGAUCUUAUACUUUUUCUUGGUAUUUUACAUAGUUUUGAAACUUUUGAGUCUUUAAUAUACGUUCAAGAUACCAGAUAAUAAAUACUCACCUAAAUAUAAACUUGGGCGUGUGUGUUUUAUUUUGAAAUACCAUGUUGCAUAUAAGCAUAUGACUGUAUAAGCAUGUUGUUUCAAUAUAAAGCCGGUCGAGGAAGGCACUUGGAAUGAUUUUGUUUUUCAAAAUGUGAUAUGGAAUACGUUCCAUCAUAUGGUAAUGAUAUUAACAUUAACUUUAGAUAUACAAAAAAAAAUAUCGUCUCUACAUUCCAUCAACGAAAAUAAGAUCAACAGGGUCACCUGGUGAGCGUAAGAAAACAUACAGUCAUAAACAAAUUGUGCGAAUUGUAGAAGUACAAAGAUAAAAUCAUAAACUUUGUAUUUAUCUGUCUGUUGUGGGUUUUACGUCCUCGCAAAACCAAUGUUCAUAGCUGUUGUUAUUAAUACAGGAAUUAAAUGUAACCCCAGUAGAGGCUACAGACAGGAUCUGCGAUACUCACCGCACGCAGUUAACACACCUCGCUAAGGAUAUAUAAGGUUUAUUCUUUAACGUUCCUACAUAAGUGAUUUAACAAAAUAACGGGUUUCCCGUAAUGAUUGUGUGAAAUGGGCCGGGGAAGGAUAUUGAGAUGUUCAAAUCGGUAUAUACUAAAGUAUUUAAUGCUAAAAACACAAUAAUAUAAUCUAUGCAAAAAGUCAAUGAUACUUAAUUUUUUUCUUUCAGUUCUACCAAAUCAAAAUGUCAAUACGGUUUAGCUGUCAGCAAGUGUGAAAUCUGAUCUUCAUCAUAGCACACAUAAAGGCCGACACGAAAUCUAUAUAGACACACACGAAAGUGUUUCGGUUACUCGGCUGGAAGUAUCUUCGUGGGUUCAAAAUCACAUGAGCUUGAUCAUUUUCAUGCCAGAAUGUUUGAGAAUUAUUAUAAAGGUUGGAGGUGAUACAGCACUGCCUUAUACGUGGACUACUUUAUAAUUGGACAAUGUAUGGAAGUUGUGCUAGUGAAGACACCAUGUGACCUGUGUUAGUGACACUACUUCCAACUGUUUCUUAUGGGUGGUCGGUUGGUGCAGUGAAUUGCACACUCGUCUUUUACCAAGACGACCGGGGUUGGAUUCCCUGAUCGGCCGUGAAAAGGUAUUGGGUCACCUGCCCGACCACGUGGGUUUUCUCCGGGUACUCCGGUUUCCUCCCACAUUAGGAACCGUGCACUUUUCCGUUCGAACCAACGAGAGUGAUUUAAAUAAGUUUGAAUGGCUUAUUUCAUGAUUGUCGCAAAUUAAAUAUAUUUAAAGUUAA
This is a messenger RNA of Mizuhopecten yessoensis (Yesso scallop), 10440 nucleotides long. Its product is annotated as mucin-2-like. The transcript has 47 exons. Gene Ontology annotation, molecular function: protein binding. NCBI's taxonomy places the organism in Eukaryota, Metazoa, Mollusca, Bivalvia, Pectinida, Pectinidae. The record is from RefSeq and is a predicted model, not a curated record. Gene Ontology annotation, cellular component: extracellular matrix. Bases 141 to 7778 code for a protein of 2545 amino acids.